AUGAGCAGCCAACGAGUGCCCAUCGAGCCGCAAAGGGUCGAUGCACCCUUGACUGCGUCAGCGACUUUUCUAGUUUUGAAGGUAAACAGAACGCCUGAUUCGGUCAAGACUGUCCGAUCAACGCUGGCUGGUCUGGACAGCCUCGCCAAGAAUGUCGCCAUCCGCGAUCUCAGCUCCCGGUUCGCUUGUACGGUCGGCAUUGGCAGCGACAUCUGGGAUGAUCUAACCGGACUUCCUCGUCCAGCUGAACUCCACAACUUCCGUGAAAUCAAAGGCGCGAAACAUACAGCUGUCUCGACACCCGGCGACAUACUAUUCCAUAUUCGCUCGGAGCGUCGAGAUAUCUGCUUCGAGUUCGAGCGCCAACUCCUGGAUCAACUCGCUGGCGCGACGACUGUUGUCGACGAGACCGUUGGUUUCCGCUAUUUCGACGUUCGGGACCUACUCGGCUUUGUUGAUGGCACGGCCAAUCCUGUUGGCCCCGCCGUACCAGAUUCCGUGCUGAUAGCGGAGGAAGAUACAGCCGCGCAAGGGGGUAGCUACAUCGUUGUCCAAAAAUAUACGCACGCCCUGAGCGCGUGGAAGAGUCUCUCAACAGAGCAGCAAGAAAAGAUUAUCGGGCGCACCAAAUGGGAUAAUGUUGAGCUCGAUGAUGCGGAGUCCGGCCAAAAGUCGCACAAGACUCUGAACACGAUCGAGGACGAGCAAGGGAAUGAGCAUGAUAUUCUUCGCGACAAUAUGCCCUUCGGAUCGCCUGGAUCUGGCGAGUUUGGUACAUACUUCAUCGGAUAUACUCGACGCCUGUGGGUUAUUGAGAAAAUGUUGGAACGCAUGUUUAUUGGAGAUCCUCCAGGGCUGCAUGACCAGAUCCUAGAUUUCUCUACGCCUCUAACCGGGACGACUUUUUUCGCACCAUCGAGCAGCCUACUAGCGAGUCUUGAAUAG
Molecule: messenger RNA, 945 nt
Organism: Penicillium chermesinum
Lineage: Eukaryota; Fungi; Ascomycota; Eurotiomycetes; Eurotiales; Aspergillaceae
Product: Dyp-type peroxidase
Exons: 1
Coding region: 1-945 (314 amino acids)
Cellular component (GO): cytosol
Molecular function (GO): heme binding; peroxidase activity
Source: RefSeq, a predicted model, not a curated record